ACCUUCUUCCUCCGAUUGCCCCACCCUGGCUAGGAGGGAAAUCCUACUGUGGACGGGAGGAGCCAGCCAGCCGGAGCCUGAGCGAACCGAGAGAGGGAGAGAAAACAAAGUCGUCACCUCCUCCUCCUCCUCUUCAUUACGGCCGCCCUUGGAGCUGCAGCUAGGGAGCCGGGCGGGGAACCUCAGACUCACCUGGUCGGAGUCGCCAGCCCAGGUAGCCGCAAUUCCCGCCAAACUUUUCGCCCCCGGACAUGGCCCCGCUGGCAAGAGCAAGGCGCAGAGAGGGCCCUGUUGGAGCCGUUUGCCUCCAGCUUCUGCUCGGCCUCUUGGUAUUAAGUUUAUUUUGUGAAGCUUGCAAAAAAGUUACCCUAAAUGUGCCUCCGAAACUAGAUCCAGACACACUAAUUGGCCAAGUAAAUCUGAAAGGGUGUCUUAGAACUUUUGACCUGAUCAGUACUAGUGACCCUGAUUUCAUAGCCCUGGAAGAUGGUUCUAUAUUUACAACAAAUGCAGUUUCUUUGUCUUCUGGAAAGAAAGAAUUCUCCAUAUUGCUCAAGAACUUGCAAAAUAAUCAACAAAAGCAAAUACAUGUCAAUUUGCUGUCACAUUCUUCAAAAACACACAAAACAGGAGAGACUGUUCUUAGACGCAGUAAACGAAGAUGGGCUCCUGUUCCAACUACUAUAAAGGAAAACUCACUGGGACCUUUCCCAAUGCAAAUUCAGCAGCUAUCUUCUGAUACAGUUCAAAAGUACAACAUUACCUAUUCUAUCGGUGGUCCUGGUGUUGAUCAACCACCACUAAAUUAUUUUUACAUUGAAAAAGAAACAGGAAAUCUCUUCGUUACUUGCCCAAUAGAUCGGGAAGAGUAUGCAGAAUUUCGGAUAAUUUGCUAUGCAAAGACAUUAGAUGGCUACACACCAGAGACUCCACUUGUACAUAUAAUCCAAAUUGAGGAUGAUAAUGAUAACCCCCCAAUUUUUAAUCCUGAUUCAAUUACUUUUACUAUUCCAGAGAAUAGCAGAUCUGGAACCUUAAUUGGACGGAUGACUGCAACAGACAGAGAUGAACCUAAUACCCUGCACACUAAACUGAAAUACAGAAUUGUGAGACAGAAUCCUGUUUUACCUCAAGGUGGUACUUUAUUUGCUGUAAAUCCAGUUACUGGUGAUAUUUCUUUGCAGACCCCGGCCUUGGAUAGAGAGAAAACAGAUAGUUAUACCAUAUUUAUGGAAGCGAGAGAUAUGGAUGGUGAUCGUUAUGGUUUGUGCAACACUGGAACAGUUACAAUUAAAGUUGCUGAUGCAAAUGAUCAUGCACCGAUGUGUGAACAUGGUGUGUAUGAAGUAUUUGUUUCCGAAAACACAAUUGGCAGAGAAGUAAUGAAAAUUGGUGUUGUAGACAAAGAUGUACGGGGAACUCCAGCCUGGCAUGCUACUUUCAAUAUUAUAAAAGGAAAUGAAGAUGGUGCUUUCAAAAUUGAAAUGAACAAGGAUUCAAACAUUGGUACCUUAUGUAUUGAAAAGGGUCUGGACUACGAAAAAAACAAGGAGAGAAGAUUAGAAAUUGUUGUGAAUAAUGAAGCACCUUAUGCUUUAGCACCAAAUUCAGGACCAAUUUCUACGAGUACUUGUAUUGUUGUUGUUAAAGUACAAGAUGUGGAUGAAGGGCCUGAAUUCAACCCUAUGAUAUAUAUUUUAAAUAUCAAAGAAUGUUUGAAAGCUGGAACAGUGGUUGGCCAUUACUCAGCAAGUGAUCCAGAGACCAGAAAUAGUGAAGACAUACGCUAUAAAAUAAUAAACGAUCCAUGUAAUUGGAUCACCAUUAAUAACGAAGGUCAGAUCAGCACCACUAGAAUGCUAGACAGAGAUGCGCCAGAUUUAAAGUUGUAUCAGUGUAAUGUAACAGUCGCUGCAGUAGACCGAAGUGGCAAAACAGGCACUGGAACCAUUGUAGUUAAUCUACUAGAUGAGAAUGAUAAUUACCCAGUCCUUAUUCAAACAGAGUAUACAAUAUGCAGAGACAGAAAACCAAUUUGUCUUACUGCUGUGGAUGCUGAUAUAGAUCCUCACACAGUUCCCUUUACUUUUUCCCUUCCUGAAAAAGAGAUUCCUUACUGGAGAUUGACUCAGAAUGAUGAAAGAUCAGUAUAUCUGGAACCAGCAGACAAUUUAGGCUAUGGUUCCUACUUAAUUCCUAUUAGAAUAUCUGAUAAUGAAGGCAACUAUGGAACUACUGAAAUCAAAGUUAGACUCUGUGAUUGUAUAACUCCUGGAGACUGUGUUUACCUACCAAAAGGAACGGAAACACUUCACGCCCCAGAUGUUACUCUUGGGAUUUGGGCCAUCCUUGCUAUGAUUUUGGGAUCAUUGCUGCUAUUGUUAAUCCUGAUCACGCUUUGUAGAUGUUUUGGUGGUGCACCCAUGGCUAGUACUAAGCAUGUUUGUGAUGAUUUAGCCAAUCAGAAUUUAAUCAUAUCUAAUACUGAAGCACCUGGAGAAGAAGUUAUGGAUCCCAACAUACUUCCUGUGAAAGCAGGAAACAUGGUUACUUCUGAUCAAGGGGCUGCUCUUAAUGCUUCUGGAGUGAAAACUGGGGGACAGGAAUGUUUCGAAAUGGUCAAAGGAGGACACCAGACCAUGGAAACAGUCAGGGGAGGAGGACAGCACACCAUGGAAUCUCUCAAAGGAGUGGAACAUCAUACAUUAGAAUCUGGAAGGGGAUAUGGGCAGUCCAUGAUGGAUACAUACCGAUACGGUUAUUCAGAAUGGCAGAAUUUCACACACCCUCAUCUGACUGAGAAAGUGUAUCUGUGUGGACAAGAUGAAGAGCAUAAGCAUUCAGAUGACUAUAUCCGUUCAUAUAACUAUGAAGGAAGAGGAUCGCCAGCGGGUUCUGUAGGCUGCUGCACUGAUCAGCAAGAAGAAGAGGCACUUGACUUUUUAGAUCAGCUGGAACCGAAGUUUAGGACGUUAGCAGAAACCUGUGUGAAGAGAUAAGAAUAGAUGACAGGGUGGAAAAUCAUCACUCUUUCUAUACAGAACAGCUGUUUCAGAGCUUGAAUACACCAGAUUUAUGUUUCUUUUUUUCCCCCUCUGAUGGGUGUGGUUAGUCAAAAAGUACAUCCUAACAUUAGUUUGUCAGGACUAAGGUUUCUAUAUCUAAACUUCAGGUGCUGUGUUAUGUUUUGCUUUAGACUAUCUUUAGCUGUAAAGUCAGUUUGUAAUUAACUUGCUUUCCAAACACAACAUACUCUUUUUAUUUUUACGCAUUUGCAUUUCACAGCAACUUGGGGCUUUCCAGAUGAUUUGGGGCUGCUGCUCCCAUAAUUUUCAGGCUUCAGCCAUGGUGAUUAGGAAUUCUGGAAGCUGCAGUCCUAUCACAUCUGGAAUAUCCCAGCUGGGGAAAAUGACUGUAGGAAACAAAAGUGCAUUACUUACUAUUUUAGGGACUAAGCUUUAAAGUAGCUAUUUUUGCCUGGGUAUUAGCAAGCUUUCUUUAAUUUAGCUAAAUCUUUGGUUUCAUACAAAGAAAUAAGGGAUUGCUGUAUUAAUUUUUUGCAUCUUAUGAAAACAAAGAUUUUUUUCUUCUUUUCAGUAACAAGAUGCCAUUCCCCCCCCCCCCCGGGCCUUGCUUUUCAUUCCCUUCCUCUGGUUUUCCUGUAUUUUUCUCCUUAGUAGACACCCAGUGUUUCAUGAUCGCUAAGCAUAAUUGGGCCUUAACACCUUUUUUAGGAUUUGGAGGGGAGCUGGCAAGGGUUCUUUGGCAAAGUUUGGAUUUCCCUCUAAGCCUGCUAAUGCUUUCCUUUUUUAUGUGGAAGUUAUUCUUUUGACUAAUAAAGAGCUUUUAACAAAGAAAUUGCUUACAUAUAAUGAAUUAAGUCUGUCUUAAAUCUCUUUAAUUAGAGAAUGCACAGAAUGAAAGGCAGAAAUGAUUUAGUCUAUAUGUCUAUUAUCUUCACUAAACACCAGUAGUGCUAGCAUAAAGGGAUGUAUUUAAUGCCAUUGCAGAAAUGAGCAUAGAAGUGAAAAUGCAAAGUGCAAAGGCAACAAUUUCCCCAUAGUUUUUAAAUUAAUUACAAGUAUACCAGUAUUAUUUGCCUUCUCUUCACCUGAGGAAUACUGCUAUUCGUUUAGUAUAAUUUUUAAUCACAUUGUAGGUAGAGGUAAAACUUGGGAGUAGAGGAACUACUAAUAUCAGACACUACACUUUGUUUUCUUUUAUCAAAGGCAAAAUAGAGAGUCAAACUGCUUAAGGGACAAUGUAUGCUGACUCUCUAUUUUAUGUAAUGAGUCAUGCUUUGCAAUUUUCAUGCAUGAACUAACAUGAUCCUAAUUAUUCUUGGGUAAUAUAGAUUCAGUAUAUUUAUAUGCCUGUAGUUAGGAAUUGGAGAAAUACAUGUGGUGCUAGAAAUCUGUAAUCAUAAAAAAUGGCAAGAGGCAUGUAGUAUUUGAAGGUACCUUUUUAUAGACUGAAGCUUUACCUUCACAGGUAUAGCCUAAAUGUGGAACUGGAUCUAGAAAUUAUAGCCCAUUUACCCAAUUGAUUUCUGUUGUUGUGCUCUAAAUAUAAUUGAGCCUGUAUAUAUUUUGAUGAACUUUUAAUAAGAGAUAAAUAAAAGUUCUGAUAACCUAUAUUUACUAGCAAACUUACAUAGCUUCAAAGAAAGGUGUUGUUGCUCUUGUUAAGUAAUACCAGCUUGGGUAGUGUUCCUAAUAUGAACAUUUAAGUGCAUCAGUAGGAAAGUGACCAGGUUUGAUAUAAUUGGAUAUAAAAGCAUAAAUGGCUGUAACCUGUAGUGCACUUAAUAUCUUAAGUAUUGAAAAGAAACAUUUCAGAAAAAUAGGAAAUAAAUUAUGGAUCAAGGUUUUAGUAAACAAACUUGACUCCAAUUUCUGAAAUUUUAUAGAGAAAAUUUUACUUUCUCAUAGUCUAUCCCAUGUAUGACUACUUAAUAUGACUAAGCCACAUUCAAAGCAGUGGAACAAGUAAUAGUAUUUGUGUUUGCAUUGGUUUUAGUUGAUAGACUUGAUUAAUUUUAGCUGAACCAUGAGUUUAUAAACUAAGGGCAAAAUAAAUAUGAACUUUAAAAGAUUAAGCAGAAGCAAGAAAAAUGGACUUUAUCAAAGCUUCAUUCUAUUUUUCCAGAGAUAAUGGGAAAUGGAUUACCUUGUAAGUUUUGAGAAAAAGUUUUUUUGUAAAAAAACCCCUAAAGUAUACUUAGUUAUUUGCUCAGCAUAUGUAUCCUUCAAGCAAAAAUGCUGGGUGGGAAUUCUGUGAAUUCUAGUCCAGUGCAAUAUUGGGCAAUUCUGUAGUACUCCAUAUAAUUUUUAACAGUUACAUGACUUUAGCUAUUGAGGAUAGUUGUAAUUCAUCUGUCUUCUGCCGCUUCCCUCUCCUCCCAGAUAUAUGACAUUUAUAAUUUAAGAGUAUCCUCUUCAUGACUAUUAGAAAAAAAAUAAAACCCUCAAGAAUAAUACAUGUUCUUGAGAAUUCUACCUUGUCUUAAAAUGGCAAUUAGGCUUGAAUUUAAACUCCAUAUCAUGACUUCGUCAGUGUCUGCAUUACCAAUGGUUUAUUGAAACUAAAGUCCAAUUUUUGUCAAUUUAAAAAUUAUGGUCAUUGUAAAAGCCAAUUGCUGUAAUUAAGAAAAGAAAGUAAUUGUACUAGGUAUGAAAUUUUAUAAUAUAAAAUAUAAAUUCAAAAUCAGACUCGAUCUAAAUAAAAUUGAUAAGAACAGAUGCAGUAUACUUGUUAAAAGCAUGUAAUAUGGACUGAGACAUCUUCAGUUAAAAGCUUUCUUGGUCAUAAAAUUGCUAUUUCGCUUAAACCAAGCUGUUCAUUUCUGAGCCCUGCAGUUGUAAUAUAGGGAUAAUACUCAACAUAGUAUUGCACUGUGUUUGAUGUACUUUGAACAUUCAGGCAAAGUUUUGUACAUACAUUAUUACAGUUUCUGGUUUUUAAGUAGCUUAGGCAUGGGUUUUCUCUGCUUUUUUCCCCAUUUUAUUACUGCCUAAUACUAGCAGGUCAUUUAAUUAUGGUAGUAAGGCUUCUUCAUUGCUAUGGGGUGCAAAGUUUAGAGUGUGUGUAUUUUUUUUUAAAUUAGGGAUUCCUUUAUUAAAGGUCAAUAGCAGACAAACUUCUUUCUAAAAGACAUUGUUAUUUGUCAUCCAGAUUUGGCUGCUGAUGCCGCUGACAUAGCAAUGCUAAGGCAUAACAGAUCAGGCUAGUGCCCAUGUGUUGGACAUAAAGCAAACAUCCCCCUUCUAUGCAUCUAUGAUAGACUAACAAAUAGGGAAAACCUCCCUUAAGAGGAAUAUUAAAAGCCAUGGUAGUCCUUAAUUUCUCAUUUGGAAAGAGGUAAAGAUUGAAAUAAUGCUUGUUUAAAUCUUAAUGUGUAACUUCGAGAUUUUACGUAUUAAAUUACAAAAAUAUAAUUGAAAAUAUCACAAUUUACCAGCAAAAAAUGGUCUGACUUAAAAUGAGUUGUUUCCCCCCCCCCAACUCUGUUUAAGUAGUUUCUCGUUGUUUAAACAUAUUGUGUAAUUUCAUAUCUUAAAUGCAUUUUUACAGGAACAAUAAAAUGGCUUUUGUGUCAAAAUAAAGAGAAUUUCAGUAAAA
Messenger RNA from Candoia aspera, 6621 nucleotides. RefSeq names its product desmocollin-1-like. The record is from RefSeq and is a predicted model, not a curated record. The transcript has 16 exons. Lineage: Eukaryota; Metazoa; Chordata; Lepidosauria; Squamata; Candoiidae. Gene Ontology annotation, biological process: adherens junction organization; cell-cell adhesion mediated by cadherin; homophilic cell-cell adhesion. Gene Ontology annotation, molecular function: calcium ion binding; cadherin binding. Bases 252 to 2999 code for a protein of 915 amino acids. Gene Ontology annotation, cellular component: plasma membrane; adherens junction; catenin complex.